Molecule: messenger RNA, 5507 nt
Organism: Lytechinus pictus (painted urchin)
Lineage: Eukaryota; Metazoa; Echinodermata; Echinoidea; Temnopleuroida; Toxopneustidae
Exons: 4
Coding region: 375-3119 (914 amino acids)
Source: RefSeq, a predicted model, not a curated record
GCUACGUGAAAGGACUAGUCAGUCUGACAACUCCUCUAAGUGAGAUCGAACUCUUGAAAUUAUCUGAAGAGAUCAGUCCCAAUGACUGGCGAAAGCUCUGCUUCCGACUGGGAAUCGAUGAACCUACUAUAGCCCGAGCAGAGAGGGAAAACCAGGCCCAUUUAGCUGGAGGAAUCUACAAGACUUUGACACAAUGGAAACAAGAUCAGCUGGAGAACGAGGAGAGGGCGGUGUUGCUAGAAGCUCUUAUUUCUUGUGGAUUACGACGUCUGGAAGAUAGACUAACAAGAGGUUUCCCAAAGCGCAUCGGGAGUGUACAUGCACAGGGACCUUUCUGCUCCACCCUCAACGUAGCCCAAUGCCGCAAGGAACUUAUGAACAACUACCGGACAUCGCUUUGUAUGAUCCUACUAGUUCCCUGGGAUCCUAACUCUCACGUAGACAUGAGCACCAUUUUCACCAAUGUCUGCCUUGUCACGGCAGACACAUCUACUGCCAAUAAACAAUGGAUCCUUCUGCCAGGUUCCUACAAUGAUAUCCUGAAGGUUAAGGUCAACAAUGCUAAACCUCUGCGGAUUCUCAUCGAGGGAAAGGCUGGGAGUGGGAAGACCACCUUAAUGUCUAAGCUUGCCUAUGACUGGAUGGAGGAGUCGACAGACUCACCUCUCAAAGAUGUCCCUCUCGUGUUUUGUCUUCAACUCCGUCUUCUCAACCAGGACGAUGACUUCGGGGAGGCUGUAGUUCAGAACCUGCUCCCCGAGGAUACUCUCAUCACUCCACAGCAGAUAGAAGAGUAUUCUCAGGCUAACCCAGAUAAGGUGGUACUUGUUCUUGAUGGAUAUGAUGAGUUCAUGUCAGACAUUCAGGGUAUCAAGGGCCUCGGGAACAUCCUUAGAAUCAUCGAGAACAAGCGACUGACUGGAUGUACGGUCAUUGUAACGUCCAGACCAUGGAAGGCUACAGAUUUCAAAGACCAUCAUCUUGCCAAGCACUAUGCUCAUAUGACCGUUGAGGGCUUCUCUGAUGAUAGCACCAAAGUCUUCAUUCGUAAGUACUUUCAAGACAACCUACAGCUUUCAGACAGCCUUUUGGCUUAUCUUAAGGAUAACCCUGCCAUCCAGACAGUAACACCAUUCCCUCUCUUCUGUGCUAUGCUCUGCCAAGUAUGGAAAGAAGAAAGAGAUGCUCAUAGAGAGGCAAUGAAAGAUAUUGUUACACUCAGCAAGCUCUUCGAUCAUAUCUUGAGAUAUCUCUGGGCUCACCACAACCAGAAGCACCUAACUGGACAAUCUUCAUCAAGGAAAGGUCAGGAAUUGUCAAAGAGAAUGACUCUUACUCGCAAGAGGGGAACUUCCGCUCAUAUAAAGAUGGAUAUAGGCGUUUGUCUCAAGAAGAUCGGGAAGAUUGCUCUUGAAGGACUCAUUAGUCCCGAUAAGAAGCUCCAAUUCAGUGAAUAUGACUUCAAGAAAUGCCCCGAUGUCCUCAAGGUAGCAUGUUCUGUUGGGCUUCUUAUCCGUCAGAAGAGUAACCCAACAAGUUCACGAAGAUUAUCAAGACAAGAUUCCAUUCCUCAUCACGGGAUCACUUUCUUCCAUAAACUGGCUCAAGAAAAGUGUGCUGGAAUUUACCUGUCUUCCAUGUGCACAAAGCAACCGAAGAAAUUCGUGCAAACCCUCAAAGAUGUCUACAUAUUGACCAGAGCAGACGAGUUCCGAUAUGUCCUGCAAUUUGCCUGCGGUGAAGACCUUUACACCGCAAAGAAGAUCCUCCGACACAUGCCGAAUAUCACGCCUUAUCAAAAGUUGGCAUUAGAGUGCAACUUUGAGAGUCAGUCUAAGAUCAAGUCAAACAAGAGACUAUCGAAGUUCUUUGUGACACAACGACUGUUCAUGACCGGAAGACCGUCUGUCUACUCAUUCAACGCCCUUGAAUACUAUAUGAAUAACUGUGAGAUUCUCAGUCCGGAAGAUGCUCCAGUCGCCUUCACAUACUUUUCCACCGAUGGCGUUGGGCCAGCCCAGCUUGGUAAGGUCACCAGCAUCUUGAACCAACCUCAACUGCAGUUUUUAAUCCAGUUUAACAUGGAACAGUCAAGAAUCGAAGGCCCUGAUGUCAAAGGCUUCAUUGACUCACUCUCCCAGAAAGAGUUCAUUGGUGUCCUAAUGAUGUCUUCAAACGUUGCUGGUCAACAGUUUGUGGAAAGUCUUCUUGAAAUCCCUAAAGAUGGCCUUAAAUCAAUGGUCAUGAUGUACCUGCCAGUGCUCGAUUCCAGGUGGGCCACCGAUAUCCUGAAGAAACUUCCUUCCAUCUGCCCUAGAAUCGGAGCACUGGAAGCUUCUUUCACACCCGAAGAGAUUGCAGAAAGUGAGGAUUCAGAUAACCCGGAGGAAGACACAGAAGCUGAGAUCUUUCCGUGUGACACAGGAAAAUCAUCAUCAACACAAUCAAUGGAAGGCAGAGAUGUUGAAUGCUGCUCAUUUUCUGAACUCGCCACACUGUCGCUUAAGGGGUGUGUUCUCUGUCAGAAAGGAUCAAUGCAACUGGCAUCAACCCUGUCGCUGGCGAAAAAUCUGGAAAAGCUUCACUUGACGAAGCCAUCGUUGCAUUGUUCUUUCUACUCUCAUCUGACCAUCCUUGAAUGUCUUCGUGAGUUCUCAGUAAUUGAUUACACAUUCGGAAAGUUCAAUCUAGACAAGUUCCUUGAGAAGUGCCCCAUCUUGGAAGACGUCUAUGUUGCCGCCAUAGAGAACCAUCCCCACGAUGUAAACGGUGUCAUGAAGUCCCUUACCAAUGCAAUAGCUUACACCCCUGUGCUGAGGAGUAUCACUCUCUGGUUUCCUGGUGAAGGUAGUUGCCGAGAUGGUAGGAUAGAGGAUGGGGUCUUCAAGGAGUUCUGUGACGCAAUCCUGCGGACCUCUCAACUCUCAAAGCUUCUCCUAUGGCACGUUCCCCUCGGAACAGAACUGGUUAUGAAGCUACUGGAAGUAUGCAAGCAGCACAGGAAUCUUAUUACCAUCAGGCUGAGUCGAUGUUACACAACGAACUGUGGUCGAAUAACUGAGCUAUGUGAUGAACUGUUUGAUAUCGGUCGUCGAGUUUACGUUGCUCAUGGGCACUAGACAGGCAACACAAGAGAUCAUAACUAGACUGGUAACGCGAGAGAUCUACCUUACUUGGCAACACACCCUGGAAUUGAACAAGGACAAGACGUGAUGCCAGGAACGCUCAUGGAAUAAUGUAUAUUAUGUAUUCAUUGUAGUUUACUAUAUAAAAGUACUGUUCGUCACGAAUAUAUUAUGUUUUGUCCAUCCACAAUAAAUAUUCACUACGAGGUAAAUGAUAUGACUUUGUGAGAAAAGAAAGGGGAGACGGACAAGGGCAAUCCCUCUCUAUAUAUUUUUUUUGGGGGGCGGGGGAGUGGGACAGUCUUGGGGAUAGUACUUACUUGUAUCUCUGUAUAUAAAUCGUUAUUUUUCUAUCAUUACAUGCUGACAAAGUUAGCGCUAAAGAUAUAAGGUGAAGAACAAGUAUUAAGGCAUACAAUAUUCCGUUGAUAAUCUGAACCUGUAUGUGAUAUUGAUGAUACAUUGUACAAUUUGGAGGCCCAUCACUUUCUAUCUCUGUACGUCGAGUUUCCGGUCAUUUUUAUCUUACUAUUUAACAUUGAACUAUAUAGAAAUGUGUUCCGUGGCCGGGCAAACAUGUUUUUUAUGUAAAAAUUUACGCCCACAAAAAGGUAUGUUAAGGUGAUCUAAAACCAGAGUCAAGUUGGAAAUGACAGACCUAGCACCACUGGCGGAUCCAGGGCCGGUCCGUGGCCCCCUUUUGAGAGAGAGUUUUUUUUUUUUUUUUUUUUUUUUUUUUUUUUGGGGGGGGGGGGCUUAUCAAAUUUUCAUCGGAAAAUGUGCCCCCCUUUUUUUCCAACAAGCAUACCAAGGCAAGGGAGUAAUACAACCAAUCAGGGGAUGGCCCCCCCCCUUUCAAAAGUAAGGUGAUUUUUUUUCCUGCACACUAAAAAACAAACUAAGGUUAGGUGGGUGGAGGUAUGUGGCAUGAAUAAGCGAGGGACCUGUCACCUUACCGCCCAAAACGGAAUCAGAAAUUCAAUUUUAUCAAACAGAACGUAUAAGACGAUGCACCUCACGAUUGGUCUGGGACCCGGUUUGGAAUAAAACGUAAUUUGAUGCUUAUAUUGAGACAUGGAAUAUCUUCCUGUGUAACGUUCUAAAUCACCAUACCUGUCAUACGAAUACCAAUCUGUGCCUAUGCUUCCAUCCUUAUAAGAAUAAAAACGAAUUUAAUAUCCAGUCGUCAUAGCAAUCGUACGAUUGGCUAGGGCCUACGAUUGAAAACAAAUUCGGCCUUUACUCCAAAAUAAAGGCUUGCAAUCAUCCAAAAUUGCUAUAUGAGUAUUCUUUCAGUUAAUUUGAACUUUAAAUUGAAAAAGAUACUUUUCAUUUACAUUUUCAGUAAAUGAGCAAAGUGCGAUUUGUUCUAAACUCGGAUCGUGGACCAGUCGCAAGUUUAAAGGGACGACAUCAACACAGGUUGGAAUGGAAUCCGCCCCCCCCCCCCCGAAAUCUUGAAAAACUUACUUUUUAAUUACAAAAUACUUGCAUAAAAUGCAAAUGUGAAUAAAUAGUAUUGGGGCUAAAAUCCGCGAACAGACCCACUUCAUUAUCAAUUUUUCAUGCAUGUAUGUACUUCUUUAUCUUGUAAUUCAGUUGUUAUAUUGUUUCACAUAUGCAAAAUUGAUUAACAUAAUCGCGUGUUCUUGAUCAGGUUAAAAAAUAGGAAGAGAUGGUUUUGAGAAGUUCCUCAUUAAACCACAUCACGUGACUCACAAGCAAUAUAGGAAAACCUUUUUAUGUGACACGCAUGAUAUCUUGUAAUUCAAGAACCUAAAUCCAAUUGUUACGAAUUAUGUGGAAAAAAAAGUCAUGGAAUGUUGAUUUUUUUUUUAAAGCAUUGCAAGGAUAUCACAAGAGUACCGUUUCAGCUACCGUCAAAUCUUUCCAGGCCGGAAUAAAGCAAUAAUAAAAUAGCAAUCUCAAAUAUGAGCCAAAUUGCUAUUUUUUCCCCCUGAUGAUGCUGAUCACUAGAAAUGAGGAGAAAGACUGGGUAUAAAGAAGUAUUUUCUUCUUUAUUAGUUUAAUAAUUAUCAUAUCCAGGGAACAAAAUUGAUAUGGUAGUCAUAGCUGCUUUUGUUGUUUCUGUGGUAGUAGUAGUAGUAGUAGUAGUAGUAGUAGUAGUAGUAGUAGUAGUAGUAGUAGUAGUAGUAGUAGUAGUAGUGGUAGUGGUAGUGGUAGUGGUAGUGGUAGUGGUAGUGGUAGUAGUAGUAGUAGUAGUAGUAGUAGUAGUAGUAGUAGUAGUAGUAGUAGUAGUAGUAGUAGUAGUAGUAGUAAUAGAAGUAGUGGUAGUGAUGGUAUCAGUAGUCCAAUAAUGAUCCAGGGGAAAAAAUAAUUAAUGCAACAUUAUCUUGAGAAUUAUAUGUUUAUAUAUGAUUA